Carassius gibelio (silver crucian carp) is the source of this 2018-nucleotide messenger RNA. RefSeq names its product C3a anaphylatoxin chemotactic receptor-like. The record is from RefSeq and is a predicted model, not a curated record. Bases 106 to 1119 code for a protein of 337 amino acids. Gene Ontology annotation, molecular function: G protein-coupled receptor activity; complement component C5a receptor activity. NCBI's taxonomy places the organism in Eukaryota, Metazoa, Chordata, Actinopteri, Cypriniformes, Cyprinidae. Gene Ontology annotation, biological process: phospholipase C-activating G protein-coupled receptor signaling pathway; complement receptor mediated signaling pathway; inflammatory response. Gene Ontology annotation, cellular component: plasma membrane. The transcript has 2 exons.
GUGGGGUGCCUUUGUAUGUUUGUAUUGUCUGUUUCUUAGGAGAUCAAAGUAUCUGAGGUUCUUUGAGGUUCUUUUAACUCAGCUGGUGAGGACAAGCAGAGCACUAUGGACAGCAGCAACUCAAGCAGAAUCAACCAGACAGAUUAUGACUAUAAAAAUUUGUAUAUAGUUUUUUGUCUGCAAUGUUUUAAUGAGCUGAAGAAUUCUAUGACAGAGAUUUCUCUGGUCUUCUACUACCUGACCUUGAUCAUAGGCAUUCCUGGAAAUGCAUUUGUCAUGUAUGUUGCUGGAUUGAAGAUGAAGAGGACUGUUAAUACAGUAGGGUUUCUCAAUCUAGCGAUUGCUGACCUCUUGUGCUGUCUUUCCACUAUUCAUCAUAUUACCAAGAAAGCUUUUGAUUACUGGCCAUACGGAUCCAUAAUGUGCAAAAUAUUCCCCUUCAUUAUGCUCAUCACCAUGUUUGCCAGCGUUUUCACACUGAGCUUGAUUAGUCUGGAUCGGUUUACUCUGGUGAUCACACCGGUUUGGGCUCAGAAUCAUCGCAGCUUGUUCAUCGCACGACUGGCCUGUGUAUCGGCUUGGAUUCUGGCUUCAAUUCUCAGUCUGCCUUUUAUGAUGUUAACCAAGUUUUACACAAAAAACAAUGGCACAUACUGCCUGUUUCAUAAAUUUGAUGAAUAUAGUGUAAUAUUGUAUGGAAGGCUAACCAUCAUCAGAUUUGUGUUUGGCUUUUUGGUUCCUCUCAUAUGCAUCACAACAUGUUACGGAUUCAUCGCACACAAGUUAGGCAGGAGUCAUUUUCACUCUGGACGAACAUUUCGCAUCAUGUUUGCUGUAAUUGUGGCCUUUUUUCUGUGCUGGUUGCCAUAUCACAUUUUACAUUUGAUAAUAGUGUACGGAAAGAUAUCCAGUUUGUAUGUGGUUUCAGGAGUGUAUCCGUUCUCCGUCUCUUUGGCGUAUUUCAACAGCUGUCUGAACCCCAUUCUGUAUGUUUUCAUGGGGCAGGAUUUUAAGAGCAAUGUUAAACUUUCUCUAAGACGUGUUUUUGAAAGAGUUUUCUCUGAGGAGGGAACACAAGCAUCACGAUCCACACAGCCACAACACACACACUCAGUGUAGUGAAGAUAUUAGAACAUUUAUACAGAGGUUUCUGAUUUAUUUUUUAACUAUAUUAACUAUUCUAUUUUAACUAUUAUCUAUUUUCUAAAUUCAUCAACUCAAAGUCAUCUAACUCUUAUUCAUCAUUCCUGUGUGUUUCUCUCUGUAUUGUUGAUGUAUUUUCAGUGAUUGGUGAUUUGUGAACUAUCGUCAAAGCUUAACAUCACAGUGAUUGAAUACUGAUGCUUGAUUCACUUUUUGGUUGCUAUCAGCUUAGAAAAAGCUUAUAAUAUUUAAUCAAUAAUGGCAUUUGGUUUCUAUGCUGAAUUCAUGAAGAAGAAAAAAAUAUAUUUAAAGCUGGCAAUUGUGAAUAUAUCAAAAACAGCUUUUAAUUUUCUCUGUUUUAUCUCAGUGCAUUAGUCAUUUUGGUGUUUUUCUACUUUAGUGUUAUGGAGUUAUGGAGUUGAUUACUCAGAAGCAAAGUGAAUGAUGUAUAAACACUGUUUUAAAUAUAUGCAAAAAGUACAAUUGUAUCAUUACUGUAAUGUUCACUGAACCUUCAAUUCGCUUGUAAUUUUUUUUUUUUUUUUUUUUUUUUAAUUGAAAAUGAGGACACGUUUGGAGGCUGCAACAAAACAACUUCCUCCUUUUCAUUACGACAGAAAAGUGAACAGGAGACACGUGUUAAAUUAAAUGACAGAUAACAGAUUUUAAGAUUCCAAAUACUUUGCUGUAAAUGUAUAUGAACAUUACAUCAGUGUGACACACAUUUACUGGCAUUUACUAAAACCAGCAACUGCUAAGAAACUUAACAAGAAGUUCCUCUUUUUCCUUUUUUAUUCAGGAGAAACUUGUCAAAUAAAUGAAAGAUGACGGACUUAAAGGUCUGCAUGCCAAAUGCAUUAUCAAAUAAAAUAAAU